AUGAUGGAAGUGGACCAGCAGAUUCGCGAUGCUUUUAGCACUGCCAACGACUUCUUGAAACCAGUCCUGGAUCGAGAUGAGAUCAAGAAGGCACCGGGGACUGGUUUGAUCCAGAUUCUAAGUCAGACUUCAGGCUAUGAUGGCAAUGAUGAUGAAGCCAAGCGACCGGCGGUCAUCGACAAGGCCUUGGAUAUAUUGAUCGGUAUCCAUAAAUCUUUCACUCCGCCAGGCUCACGGGAGGUAGCUCAGCAGCCCUACUCGGAGGUUGCAGAUUCCCCAAUGGAAGAUGCUAAGCGCCGACGAAUGCUGCACGCCCUAUUGGAUCUGAUUUCCUUGGAAGGUAUAUAUCCGUCACUAUCAGCUGGCGUUGGAAUCCCUUUGCAACAGCGGGUCAUAUCGGUUUUACCAGCAGGUAUAAUUGCCAAAAAGGCGCAAGUGAUUACCAGCAGUGUACCCCAUAACGAGCCUCUUCUUCGCCGCAUAAUUGGGGUUUUACUUGUCAUACUUAGCAACCCUCGCCCAAGCAUCCAACCCCUAAUCCGAAGUCGUAUCCUGAGUGAUGUGAUCAGCGGGAUCUCAGACCUUGCAUUCAACCCAAACCUUGAGGAAUCUGCUGAUAGGAUGGGCCUCAGGACAUCAUUGGCAAAGAUUGUGGAAGAUACCCCAACCACGGUCUUACUGCCCACGCUAUCCAGCUUUCUCCAGUCAGACACUGCUCAAUGGUUUAAAUCAACGAUAUCAAGUCAUCUUUCACAAGUUCCACUACGACGAGGCGGAGUAGUGCAAAUCAUAAUGUUUAUUGCAUCGCAGUUCUCUCCAUCGCUUGGCCAAGAAGCACAGGAUCAAUCAACUGGUCCUCGGUUGACCGUGCAAGCUAUCAUGCAAAUAUCCCGUCUUCUAUCAUCUGUGCCGCAGGGGGUUGAUCCAAAUACGUACUUUGAGACGAUCGCUCCGCAACUGCUAGCUUUGAUAGAUGGAGGUGAUCCGGAUUUUCGGAAGACAGCUUCAUAUGUUGUUGCCAACGGAAUACUGGGCAAACGUGCAUACGGGGCCGUUGGAACCAUCGGACACUCUAUAUUCGUUGAGCCAAUAUUCAAUGCACUCACCGCGGAGCUCGAUCAAAAGUCCAGGCAAUGGAUGACACGAUUUACAGACGUCGACGGCUCUUUACCCGAGUUAAAUGAUGUCGACUCUUCACGAAAUAUCAUUGUGGACAGCACCAUGAUUGAUCUGGCCCUGGAACGACUGAGAUGCCUUACAUUGCAACACCCAAACCCCAGCCUCGUGAAGCGAUUAAUCCAGCCAAUCCUUCUCCCUUUAUGGGGACUGGUAUGCUUUUCUAAAGAACAUCAGUCCCUGCAUCCCUUCCAUGAACGUGUGCUACCGUUGCUGCAAACAUUCUUCGGUGUUUCAGUCGGGUUUCCACCACUGAAAAAGCUAGUCGACCAUCUUCUGUGGGAUGGAGGUUUAAAGUGGACAUACAUUGAGGAAUCUGAAAUCAGGGUUGCAUUGGCCAAACGGAGCGCCCCGGCGGGUGACCACUCCAAUUUGAUCCGAUUGAUGGAUUCUCUGCACACAAGAGCAGAAUUAUUUGCUAGUCUUCUGGGAUCAGACCCUAGCAGUGAAGAGCGAACUGGUGACAUAUUCCUCUACGUGAGUGAGAAUUGGUUGGUGAAACCCCCAAUUGCUCAAUCGUCCAGCAACGUGCUUCAUGGCGGGCCUGUUCAUGAGACGGAGAACAUAAUCCAAAAGCUUGUGAGUGCCAAAGUUGCAGAAAAGCUCCUGGAUAAUUUCAAGGAGGCACUCACCCGACGUCCAUUGAGGGUUCUCGAACUCAUCAAACAUGUGGUUGGCGGAGAAUUGCAGAGACUUCAAACUCGAGAGGCCGGGCAGAAAGGAAAAGUCUCUCUGUCGUCGCUGUCCAAUAUUGUCGAGCAGGACGACAGUACAACGGAAGAUUCAGCAAACGAUUCGUCUGAGUCCCUCUCGACGGCCUUCAGUCUUCUAUCCACCCUGCUUGCUUCCGCUGAGUUUUCGCCUACGGAAGAAAUCCUUCCUCUCCUCUCCUCUCUAAAGAAAGAGCUGGAUCAGCUUGUUCCACUUCUUCCAUCGACGCUUUCCAAACCAGGAAUUACGUCUUCACUACUUUUGGAGAUUCAAGUCGCCACCCCAGAUAAACCUGUGACGCAAACAACAUCGGCUCACACGAAAGACCUUGAGACAUAUCGCCAAGCAAUGGCCAAUCUUAGCUCAGACAUGCCACCAGUAAAGGCAGAAGGUCUUUUCCUCCUGGAAGAGCUAAUACUGGCGGCUUCUCCAGUUGUUGAUGUAAGCGUGGCCCUCGGCUGGAUGAUAUUGGUUGUCACAGACACUUCUGGAACAGCAACAGACGAAACAUAUAAUCACAAGGCUGCAACCACCGUCAUCGGAAAGCUAGCGUCACGCCACCCACGCACAGUGAUCAAGACAUUGGUUGAAGAUUAUGCCGAUAGACAGGAAAAGCGAAGUUUAAACCAGCGCCUUAUGCUAGGCCAGGCGAUUGUCCAGUCGAUUCAAAAUAUAGGCAACGGACUCUCCGGCGAAACGGCAAAGAUUCUGGGAGAAACACUUAUUGCUGUUGCCGGACGGCGCGGCACCCAAGACCAACCCAAGAAACUACGACACCAGAAACGAGAAAAUGACACAGCCUCCGCCCAUGAGCACAGUCAGGCUAGUCAGGAAGAAAAGGGAACUGAAACACCCGAGGGCUGGUCAGUCCCAUCUGAGAUUGCCAAAGCCGCGUCUGAACUCAACCUUCACGACGAUGACUCCGACGACGAAACCGAGGAAGAGAAAGCAUUUGCCGCCAAUGUAGUCGCGGCAUGGGCAGCCGGUACGACUGCCGACGAUAAACCUGACGAUCUUCGUGCACGAGCAUCAGCGAUUUCGAUCCUCGGUACCGCCAUCACCACCAACAUCAUCGGACUCGGUCCCACAACCGUUGCAGCUGCCAUUGACCUGGCCCUUUCCAUUUUGACACUCGAGACCGCCACUGAAACGGCCAUCAUGCGCCGCGCAAGUGUGAUCCUGAUCCUCGACACCCUCAAGGCCCUCGAAACGGCACGCGAAACACUCGGACAGGAUGUUGGCUUCGGCUUCUCUCUCUCAGACAACGAUUCAUUCGCAGUACCACAGGGCUACUCACGUGAGUCGUCCACCAUCGGUAAUAUCCCCGCCAUGCUGCGCACGCUUUGCUUUGUCGAGAGUCGGGAACAGGACGGUCUUACCCGUCAAGAUCUUCGUGAUCUGGUCGAGAGCUUAGAGGCCUGGACGGAGAAGUCGUUGAUGUGGGGCAUCGGUGCCAGCGAAAGCCGAGGAGCUAUGGACCUGAGGUUUGACCUCGGUGACAGAAUUUCAGGUCUCCAAGUUGACCCGAUGGCUGGCGUGGGAGGGGCUAGUCGGCCUCGCAUCGAGGAGAUUGAAUGA
Molecule: messenger RNA, 3465 nt
Organism: Penicillium olsonii
Lineage: Eukaryota; Fungi; Ascomycota; Eurotiomycetes; Eurotiales; Aspergillaceae
Source: the annotation of a GenBank genome assembly